AUGGGUUCACACAGCUCCCUUGUCCGCCGCACUCUCCCCCGACAGCUCCCUCUCUUUCCCUCCACUCCUCUCUCCCGCCCGUCAUGCUCUCCCCCAUCCGGGCCAUCCCAGUUACCCCAUCCCCACAGGAUAGGAGGAAGAGGACCCCCCGGAGCAGGCGCCUCAAAGCCACUCCCGCACUCCCCCACCUUCCCACUUGCGCCCGUGCUCUGCCCCUUCGCCCUCUCACCUUCCUCCCCUGUUGCUGCAUCCGCACAGGAGGAGGACCCACCGGAGCAAGUAGAGGCGAAGCUUCAGCAGCUGCUGCGGCUGGUGCUGGAGUGCCAGCAAUUCGGGAAAGCGAGGGACAACAGCCAAACAGCAGCAGCGGCCGCAGCAGGAGCAGCAGCAGCCGCAGAAGCAGCAGCAGCGGCGGCAGGGGCGAUAAAAAUGAGAGGGGGGGUGGUGGUUCACAGCGGGGCAGGGCUUAGCACAGCAGCAGGCAUUCCGGACUUUAGAGGGCCCAAGGGCGUGUGGACGCUGCAGGGGGAGGGACGGUGGGAGGAAGCUGCGGCGGCCAUGGGGAGAAAGUACGAGGAAGCUUCGCCCACGGUGGGGCACAUGGCUGUGGCAGCGCUGCUCAUUGAGACUUGUGCUUUCCCUCUCACCUCCCUCUCACUUCCCAUCUACCCAUACUCCCUCCCGUCCACCUUCCCUCCUCACCAGUGGACGUCCUUCUCUCUACAAGCAGCAUCCCAUCAGACCGGCUAUUGGAGCUGCACGGUGGAUGGCCUUCACUCCAGAAGCAGAAUCCCCUCAAGCUGUUUAUCUGAGCUGCAUGGGUCGGUGUACCGGGAGAGGUGCAAAGAGUGUGGGGCCAAGUACCUGCGUCCAUUUGAUGUCACCGCGGCUAGAGGCUCCUCCUACCACCGCCACAAGACCGGACGGCUGUGCACUGCCGUGGCUGCUGCUGGCGCUGGUGCUGCUGCAUGUGCCAGUGGUGCUGGUGUUGCUGCUAAAUCAGCUCACGCUGCUGUUGAUGCAUCAGCCAGGUGUAACGAGAGGGAGGGGAAGGAGGUGGAAGAGGAGGAAGAGGAGGAUAAGCAGCAGAGGGUGCCACGUGUUCAGAAUUCCGUUCAAGAUUCUGUUAAGAAUCCUGUUCGGAAGCCUAGAAGUUCUGCAAAAGUGCGAGCUCAGGUGUCAACAGGAGGAGGGCGCGGUGUGAAGGAGGAGAAGCAGGAGGUGGUGGUGGUUGCGGGGAGGAAGUGGCAUGAACCUGGACCGACGGACUUAGAUAAUUUUGACGAAAGUCCUGGAGUGGUGCUUAGAAGGGGGGGGCAUGAGGAGGAUAAAGAGCGCCAUGCAAUGAUGAAGGAGGAGGGUGGUGCGAGGAUGUGUUACAGUGGAGCGACUGGCAAGGGAUGGGAUGAGGGGGAGGAAAAUCAUAGAAGGGAAGAGGAGGAUAGGAAGCAACAGAAGAGGCGAGAGGAGGUGAAGGAUGAAGUAACAAGAGAGUGCGUGGGCAGGGGAGAGCAGGAAGAGGAGAAAGGAGAGAAGGGAGGAGGGGAGGAGGAGGAAGAGGAGGAAGAGGAGGAGGGAGGGGAGGAGAGGCGUGAGGAUGGGGCCGUAUGCAGGGGCGAGUUGGUGGAUUCGAUAAUGCACUUUGGAGAGAGGAUAGAUGAUGAGGAGUUGAGUAAGGCGAGAGAAGCGAGCAUGGGCGCACAUGUGGCGCUCUGCCUUGGCUCCUCCUUUAAAGCGCCCAUGUGUGCAUGGAUUGAGGCGCCCAUGUGUGCAUGGAUUGAGGCGCCCAUGUGUGCAUGGAUUGAGGCGCCCAUGUGUGCAUGGAUUGAGGCGCCCAUGUGUGCAUGGAUUGAGGCGCCCAUGCGCCCAUGUGUGCCCAUGAUCAUCAACCUCCAAUGCACCCCUCUCGACCGCCAUGCUUCCAUCACCAUCCGAGCUCGCAUCGACGCCGUUCUGCCCCGCCUCACUCUCUUCCUCCCUCCCCUGACUCCCACUAUGUGCCGCCAGCCAGCAAACUCUCCCACACUUAGCGACUCGUGUGGUGAUCAUCAACCUUCAACAGACGCCCCUCAACUGCCACGCAUGAUUACCCUCCACCUUCCUCUCCUCCCCUCCUACCAGGUGCCUCCAGCCAGCAAGCUCCCGCGUUUAGCAACCCACCUGGUGAUCAUCAACCUUCAGCGCACCCCUCUCGACUGCCAUGCAUCCAUCACCAUCAGAGCUCGCAUCGACACUGUUCUCUCCCGCCUGCUGCACCUGCUGCACCUCCCCCUGCCCGCUUACCACCGCCACUCUGAUCCCCUCCUCUCCCUCCCCAGCACCCCCCUUCUAUCCUCCCUCUCACACGGCCCUCACCUCUCCCUUUCUCCAUCUCUGAAGCUGAAGCUUUCUAAGCCCACCGCUGGAUCUCUGAAGCUGUCUAAGCCCGCCGCCGGUUCUGUUCUGAGCAAGGAAACUGGAGAGGAGCAUGAGAAAUAA
This is a messenger RNA of Closterium sp. Naga37s-1, 2478 nucleotides long. The record is from the annotation of a GenBank genome assembly. Lineage: Eukaryota; Viridiplantae; Streptophyta; Zygnematophyceae; Desmidiales; Closteriaceae.